GGAGCGAUGAGUGUCGAUGAUGUCCAGCCAAUACAGUGGUUACUUUCAUGCUGCGCUGGCGAUGGGGCCGCCAAUAUUUGCUAAAAAUAAAGUGACCAAGCAGUGGAAGGAAGUAGAUGCUUAUGCAGCACCAGGCCGCGCAGUAGCGUGCAUUGGGUUUGAAAUUGUGACCCCAAGCUCGUCACUCGUUCUUCGUGCGUUUCAAUCCACUCCAGCGGUUUAUGUAUGUGAAUGAGUGAUUUUGCUGUUGUUGCUGCGAUGGAUUUUGUGUGGAAGCGAUGAAAUAUUUGAUCACCCGCCAACGACGUGCCAUGUGUGUUUGCGUUCCGACAAGCCAUACGCUUCUUACGGUGGAGUGAAGCGUAUGAUUAUUUUGAUAUCGUUUUCGGGAAGGUGAUGCUUCAAAUUACCACAUUAGUGUGAGCAGUGACCAUUACCAGGGGUGAGCGGAACCAGCAGGGACGAAGAAGCAUGGCACCCAAUGUGUCGGACAGUGUAGCGACAGACACCGACCCGAACGCGAGUUCCGUGCUGAAAGCAAACACGGACAAGGAUACGGUUUGGAAGCGGAAACACCAGCCACCGGGCAGCGGCGACAGCACAAUCAAUGACCAGAAUAAUAACAGCAGUAGCAGUACGGGCAGCCAGAGCGAUAAUCACUGUGAUCAUGACACGAGCGUACCCUUUCGGGCACAGAUACGGUGGCCCGACUUUUUCGCCCAGCUGUUCGUGCACGUUGGCUUUCUGAUUGGGCUCUACUAUUUGGUGACAUUCCGGGCCAAGUUUUACACAUAUUUAUGGACCUUGGGAUUGGUGUGGGCUACCGGGUUGGGCAUUACAGCCGGUGCCCAUCGACUGUGGUCGCACAAAUCAUACAAAGCCCGUUGGCCUUUGAGGGUGCUGUUGAUGUUUCUAUUCACGAUAUGUGGACAGCGCGAUGCGUACACGUGGGCCCACGAUCAUCGCGUCCACCACAAGUACUCGGAAACCGAUGCCGAUCCGCACAACGCCAAGCGGGGUUUUUUCUUCGCCCACGUGGGCUGGGUGUUUCUUACGCCGCAUCCGGAGGUCGUCGCAAAGCGGAAAAUCAUCGACAUGAGCGAUCUCGAGGCGGAUCCGAUCGUUAUGCUUCAGCGGCGCUUCUACAUUCCACUGUUUGCACUGCUCGUAAUCGGGCUUCCGGUGCUGGUGCCCUGGUACUGGUGGGACGAGCAGCUGGCCGUCGCAUUCUGGGUGUGCUUCACGUUUCGCUUUACCACCACGCUCAACAUUGCGUUCUUCGUGAACAGUGUGGCGCACAUGUUUGGCAACAAACCGUACGAUAAGAGCAUCAGCCCGGUGGAGAAUUUGGCCGUCGCUAUUGCGGCGAUGGGUGAGGGCUGGCACAACUAUCAUCACGUGUUUCCGUGGGACUACAAGACGAGCGAGCUGGGCAGCUAUCUGUUUAACGUGACGACGGGCUUUAUCGAUUGCUUUGCGCGGGUCGGAUGGGCUUACGAUCGUAAAUCAGUACCGGCAGAGGUUGUCGCUCGGCGUGCAGCCAAGUGUGGCGAUGGAACUCGCUUCCUUACCGACGAGUACGCACACCAAGAUGCCGUGUGGGGCUACGGCGAUCAGGACAUACCAAAGGAAGAUAUGGACGCUAUAGUAAGGACUCAACGUUGACCGUCCGAAGCGGUACGGGUUGACCUUGUUGACACAGCGAGGGCAUUGGAGCAAAUGUUCUGUAGUUUGUUUUUGUAAUACAAUCAGCUUUACUAGAAUGUGUUUGCACAGGCCUCAUAGUCAUUGAUUGAUAAGUGAAUAAACAUUCUUUUUUCAUCUAAUGCCUAA
This is a messenger RNA of Anopheles stephensi (Asian malaria mosquito), 1833 nucleotides long. Its product is annotated as acyl-CoA desaturase. Gene Ontology annotation, biological process: unsaturated fatty acid biosynthetic process. NCBI's taxonomy places the organism in Eukaryota, Metazoa, Arthropoda, Insecta, Diptera, Culicidae. The record is from RefSeq and is a predicted model, not a curated record. Gene Ontology annotation, molecular function: stearoyl-CoA 9-desaturase activity; iron ion binding. The coding region runs from base 472 to 1665 and encodes 397 amino acids. Gene Ontology annotation, cellular component: endoplasmic reticulum membrane. The transcript is spliced from 5 exons.